AUGUUUGGAGACUUUGGAGGUGUGUUUGGAGACUUAAGAGGUGUGUUUGGAGACUUUGGAGGUGUGUUUGGAGACUUUGGAGGUGUGUUUGGAGACUUUAGAGGUAUGUUUGGAGACUUUGGAGGUGUGUUUGGAGACUUAAGAGGUGUGUUUGGAGACUUUGGAGGUGUGUUUGGAGACUUUGGAGGUGUGUUUGGAGACUUUGGAGGUGUGUUUGGAGACUUUGGAGGUGUGUUUGGAGACUUUGGAGGUGUGUUUGGAGACUUUGGAGGUGUGUUUGAAGACUUAAGAGGUGUGUUUGGAGACUUUGGAGGUGUGUUUGGAGACUUUAGAGGUAUGUUUGGAGACUUUGGAGGUGUGUUUGGAGACUUAAGAGGUGUGUUUGGAGACUUUAGAGGUAUGUUUGGAGACUUUGGAGGUGUGUUUGGAGACUUUGAAGGUGUGUUUGGAGACUUUGGAGGUGUGUUUGGAGACUUUGGAGGUGUGUUUGGAGACUUUAGAGGUAUGUUUGGAGACUUUGGAGGUGUGUUUGGAGACUUAAGAGGUGUGUUUGGAGACUUUGGAGGUGUGUUUGGAGACUUUGGAGGUGUGUUUGGAGACUUUGGAGGUGUGUUUGGAGACUUUGGAGGUGUGUUUGGAGACUUUGAAGGUGUGUUUGGAAACUUUGAAGGUGUGUUUGGAGACUUUGGAGGUGUGUUUGGAGACUUUGGAGGUGUGUUUGGAGACUUUAGAGAUAUGUUUGGAGACUUUGGAGGUGUGUUUGGAGACUUAAGAGGUGUGUUUGGAGACUUUGGAGGUGUGUUUGGAGACUUUGGAGGUGUGUUUGGAGACUUUGGAGGUGUGUUUGGAGACUUUGGAGGUGUGUUUGGAGACUUUGGAGGUGUGUUUGGAGACUGGAGGUGUGUUUGGAGACUUUGGAGGUGUGUUUGGAGACUUUAG
This is a messenger RNA of Entelurus aequoreus (snake pipefish), 939 nucleotides long. RefSeq names its product shematrin-like protein 2. Lineage: Eukaryota; Metazoa; Chordata; Actinopteri; Syngnathiformes; Syngnathidae. The transcript is spliced from 2 exons. The coding region runs from base 1 to 939 and encodes 312 amino acids. The record is from RefSeq and is a predicted model, not a curated record.